UCCUUCACUUUCCCAAACCUUAAAAGCUCCUACUGCAAAACCUUACUAUGCCCAAGCUCAUCAGUCAACACUGGUUCACUUUCUUCUAGUCUCCACAUUCUCUCAGGGCUGACAGAUCUGUACUUAUACAGUGGAGUAUGCCCUCAGCAGGGUGAUAUGAGUCGACAAGAAAAAAAGAAGGAAAAGAUGUUGGAAAGUGAUGUUCAUGCUGCAUUGACCUGCGAUGACAUCAUAAAUGAGAUACUUCUUCGGCUGCCAGAGAAAUUUGUAUUCAGAUUGAUACUUGUGUCAAAGAGGUGGCUUCGUGUGAUAUGUAGUUCUUCUUUUCGAUCUGAUUAUCAUGCUAGAUGUAGAGUGAACUUUCAUCUUCUGGGUUUCUUUGUCUGCAACCAGCUGUACCUUUGCAGACCUAAAGAUGGGAUGCGCCGACCCAAGUCUGAGCCUUCACUUCAGUUAUUGACAGCUUGUGAGGAAGGUGAUGAUGUAUGCAAUGAUUUGAUGUCUUCUGGGAACUGCAAACAGCUUGGUUAUUUCAUCGACUCUGCCAAUGGGCUUCUUCUUUGUGGCCGCCACCCAUUGACUUAUUCUGUCUGGAACCCAAUCAGCAAAGUGCUAUUCCAACUUCCUCAACCUCAGCGUUUCUACAAACGCUUGUGUAUGGCAUUCAUCGCUGAGGACUAUUUCAAUGACAUUCUUCACUACAAGGUUAUUCGUGCGAAUUGUGAAUGCAAACGUGAGGUUAACACUGUCUCCAUCGAGACUUUCUCUUCAGUGACUGGUACAUGGAAGCAUUUCACGCUCACUUGCUCUUCAAAUUUUUCCUUGCGCCCCUGGACAGUGGCUACUGUGAUCAAUGGUGUAGUAUACUGGUAUGCGACACAGGGAAAGAUAGCCAUUAAGGAAAGUUUAGCCAUUUAUGACCCACGUGUUGGAAACACGCGUAUAGUUUUGCUUAAAUUACCUGAUGGGAAGAUUUCGCAGGAUUAUGAUGAGUUUGUUCUUGGGGAGUCCUCAGAUGGGCUAUUGCAGUAUGGUCAGAGCAGCAAGUCAGGCAUGGAGAUAUGGGUUCUUGAGAAGGAACAAGAUAGUAUCUCAUCUAUUACCACAAGCAAUGCGCAAUCAAAUCGCAAGUGGAAGUUCAGAUACAGACUAAGUUUCAAAUCAAUGUGGAAGAGAAAUCCAAGCUUUUGCAGGCAGACUAAAGAAGCGCAAAUAUUGUCAUUCCUUCCUCAGAAUUCUGAAUAUGUCUUCAUAAGAUCUGGACAAAACAUACUUCUCUUGCACAUUGAAAGCCAAAUGUUGAAGGUGAUUCGAUAUCACGGUCCUAGCUCUCUUAUCCAAUGGGAUUUCAGCAAAGUGGUGCCGUACUUUCGACCUUCUUGGCCACGAUCUUCUUUAUGCCAUGAAAAGGCGGCAACUUCUUCUUGGCCUUCUUCAGGCGAUGAAACUGCGGCACCUGCUUGGCCUUCCUGGUGAAUAUGUAAACAUCUUAGCUAACUCAUGUGAUCCCUAACUGCGACCUGGCUUUAGUUUAGCUUGUUUCAUGAAACCAUGAAUCUGUGGAGAAUUUGUAAACUUCUCUAGUCAUGUGAUCUAUGUUUCGUUUAGUUUUGUGUCAUGAGAACAUGAAUGUUGCUAGUAUGCUGAGAUGGAAUUCUCUUUCAGCUCUGAUCUGUCUGUAAAGUUUUCUAGGGCACUGGGGUUUCAGUCUUUCAACAGAUAUUCAGUAAACUGCACACUUAUAUUUGUUCUCUUA
Messenger RNA from Rosa chinensis, 1756 nucleotides. RefSeq names its product F-box protein At5g03970. The record is from RefSeq and is a predicted model, not a curated record. Gene Ontology annotation, molecular function: protein binding. The coding region runs from base 157 to 1476 and encodes 439 amino acids. NCBI's taxonomy places the organism in Eukaryota, Viridiplantae, Streptophyta, Magnoliopsida, Rosales, Rosaceae. The transcript has 2 exons.